This is a messenger RNA of Colossoma macropomum (tambaqui), 1739 nucleotides long. RefSeq names its product short chain dehydrogenase/reductase family 16C, member 5b (gene sdr16c5b). Lineage: Eukaryota; Metazoa; Chordata; Actinopteri; Characiformes; Serrasalmidae. The record is from RefSeq and is a predicted model, not a curated record. Bases 130 to 1047 code for a protein of 305 amino acids. The transcript has 7 exons. Gene Ontology annotation, cellular component: lipid droplet. Gene Ontology annotation, molecular function: oxidoreductase activity, acting on the CH-OH group of donors, NAD or NADP as acceptor.
CUGACCUUUGUACUGACAGCACGGAGAGCACCGGAGUGUGGAGUGAGCGAAGGUCGAGCGCCGGUCUGUUUAACAGAGAGAGAGAGGAGCGAGCAGGUCUGUGCUGUAGUUUGCUAACUGAGGGCCGUCAUGAACUUCCUCCUGGAGACGCUGAAGGUGCUCCUGCUCUCGCUCUGGUUCAGUCUGGAGGCGCUGUGGCGCGCGCUCGUGCCCGCGCGCAGGAAGAGCGUUGCCGGGGAGACGGUGCUGCUGAGCGGCGCGGGCAGCGGGCUGGGCAGGCUGAUGGCGCUGGAGUUCGCGAGACUUGGCGCGAGACUAGUGCUGUGGGACAUAGACGAGGAGGGCAACAAAGAGACAGCGAGACUGAUCAAAGAAGAAUACGGGACCCGCGCGCACACCUACACCUGCGACUGCAGUAAGAGAGAAGAGGUGUACAAAGUGGCAGACCAGGUCAAACGGGAGGUUGGUGAUGUCACUAUUUUGGUGAACAAUGCCGGCAUCGUCACAGGCAAGAAGUUCCUGCAGUCUCCGGAUGCUCUCUUACAGAAGACAAUGGAGGUCAACAGCAUGGCCCACUUCUGGAUGUACAAGGCAUUUCUCCCAGCAAUGAUUGCUGGAAACCACGGUCAUCUGGUCAGCAUCGCUAGCUCUGCUGGACUUGUUGGAGUCAGUGGACUGGCAGAUUACUGUGCGAGUAAGUUUGCAGCAGUUGGCUUUGCAGAGUCUGUAGGUUUGGAGCUGUUGGCUGCAGGCUGUGAUGGAGUGAAGACCACCAUAGUUUGCCCCUUCUUUAUCAACACUGGAAUGUUUGAUGGAGCCAACACAAAGUGGCCCCGACUGAUGCCCAUUCUGGACCCGGAAUAUGUGUGUAGAAAGAUUGUGGAUGCUGUUCGAAGAGAUCAGGUCUUACUGUGUCUUCCUCGCAGCAUGUAUCUUGUCAUCGCUUUGAAAAAUAUUCUGCCUGUUAAAGUGGGAUUGCUCUUGGGCGCCUAUCUGGGAGCAUUUGACUUCAUGGCCAAGUUCAAAGGUCGCAACAAGAGCGACUGAGUUUGCCAACAGAAGACUGAUGAAAGCCAACUGAUAAUGUCCAUCCAUACAUCUGAUGCCAUAGAAGAGAUUCUGAAGAGCAUCUGCUGCUAUAAGCACUGUGAAGAGGAAGUGUAUAAGAGGAAUAAUAAAGCUAUGAAGAAUUACCAUUUUAACAACUUUGCAAGUCGUUAGCAAUCAAAGGCAUUCCGUUAUAACCGUUCUCAAAAGCACUUUUUACUGUACAGUUUGUGUUCUCUAGGCUAUGUCUAUCUAACGAUUUAAUGAUACUGCUCAUGUGUAACUGGAUAUUACUUUAGCAUGUGCAGCCAUAAUGUCAAUGUUAUAAGAGUAGCGCAAGUCUUUACAUAAAUAGGAUAAAACUGUCUGUAUUUUAAGAAAAUACUCACAUAUAAAAUCUUUCAUUUUGAAAAGCAAAGCAAGCACUGUUUACAACUGUGUUAUGUCUAUUUGCCUCUUUGUGAAAGAUAUAUACUACUUGCAUGAAUGUGCCUUGACUGAACCCUUUAAUUGCUCUUAUAAAAACUAUGCCUUUAAAUAUUAAAUUUGAUCUUCACUUUAAAAAUGUGUGCAAUGGAAGUGGGUGCUAAACAUAGCAAAAGAGUUCACAGAAUAAAACACCUCUUACUAUAAAACCCACUAAUGCAAGACUGGUGUGAACAAGACUGAAAUACAUGAGUUUGUUGUUGUGA